Messenger RNA from Acyrthosiphon pisum (pea aphid), 1107 nucleotides. RefSeq lists its product as uncharacterized. The record is from RefSeq and is a predicted model, not a curated record. Lineage: Eukaryota; Metazoa; Arthropoda; Insecta; Hemiptera; Aphididae. The transcript has 2 exons. The coding region runs from base 307 to 933 and encodes 208 amino acids.
UCGUAUAAAUAAAACUGCAAAUUGAAAACAAUUUUACUGUACGAUAGUGUCGAUAAUGGUAACGGUGUUCGCUUGCAUAUUAGUAUAUUAAACAUGUUGUGUUACUUUAACUUGGAGUUAUUCUUAUGAGUUUUAUUACCAUCUAAUAUCGUCACCACUCGACACUCACCUGCCGGAAACUAUUAUACUGUGCGAGACCACAGAACAACCACACAAUAACUGUAAUAUUAUUUUGUAACCAACAGUGUGCUGCGACCGUAUAAAAUAUAACCGAAUAAGUACUAAUACCGUAGGAAUCGUCAUAUAAUGCGGUUACUCACGUUCGUCGCACUGUUCGGGGCAGCGGCAGUGACGAUGGUGAGAUGUGAGAUGCUUCGUCAUCAGCUAUUGGGAAAUGGCUAUGUGAACGUGACUAUGGAAUCACGGACAUGUUUGAACAAUAAGCUGUUGUCCGUGCCCGUCCUGCUGGUAGGCGAAGCGUCAGUGGCAGGUGCACCGCGGAGGAGUUUCAAUAGUGACAAGCGGUUCUUAGCAAUGGACGGAAUAAAAAACCCUACAGACAAGAUAGAUGCCGACGAGAGGGGCCACCUGGUGGCAUCCACGAUCGGCGGCCCACCCGACGAUACCUGGAACAUGGUACCGCAGCGAACGAGUGUGAACCGGAAGAUCUCAAAAGAGAGCAACUUAAUGGGCCGAUGGGACGAGUUCGAAACGUGGAUGGUGGAGGAGAUCAAACGAAAAAAAACGGUUUAUUUCACGAUUGAGGUGAUUUACGAGAGAGCCAGCGGCUGCCGACCGGUCAGUUUUAAGGUGGAUGGCAGGUCCAGCGCUAAACUCUCCACGGGUUACAGAGCCAUAUUCGACAACAGGCCAGGCGGACCUUUUGGUACGGUCGCGCAGACGCAGAAGCAGAUGAAAGACAAGAAACCCUGAUUGCUCGGUCAUGUAUCGACUAGUGGCUUACUCGACGCGACGGCAAUGUAACUACUUAACUUUGUUUUAUAUUAAUAUACUGUUUUAUUACGCCGAUUACUUAACAUACAGACAGUACCUACAUCUGGUGCUAUACGAGAGUUUCUAUCAUAGAAAUCAAUUUUUUUUUAGUCA